This is a messenger RNA of Nannizzia gypsea CBS 118893, 2628 nucleotides long. Its product is annotated as kinesin light chain. The record is from RefSeq and is a predicted model, not a curated record. Gene Ontology annotation, molecular function: protein binding; ADP binding. Bases 1 to 2628 code for a protein of 875 amino acids. The transcript has 5 exons. NCBI's taxonomy places the organism in Eukaryota, Fungi, Ascomycota, Eurotiomycetes, Onygenales, Arthrodermataceae.
AUGUCAAGCAUAGAGGUGAUUGGCGGCAUCUCCGCCGUCAUUGCAAUCGUUGACGCGUCGAUCAAGAUCUAUAAGAAUGCAAAGAAGGACAUAGAGUUAUCUGAGAAAUUCAAAGCCGUGGGGCGCCAACUACCGAUAAUCCACGAUACUCUCCAAACAUGCAAAACGCACCUCGAACCGAGUAAAGACUCCAUACCCGCUGAUGACUGUAACGCCUUGGAGGAGAUCAUCUAUGCUUGUGAAGAAAAGGCUGAAAAGUUGAAGAAAAUAUUUGACAAGGUCAUACCUGGUGAAUCAGGCACGUGGGAGAAAAGAUACACCAAAAUUAUCCAGAGACUCGGGAAAGGAAGCGAGGUCGAACAGCUCAUGAUAUCGAUUGCCCAAGACGUCCAACACAUCGUCAACAAUCGCGUGGUCAAGUCUAUCAAACCAGAGCAAAAUGCCGAGCUUGAGAAUAUCAUCCAAGAGAUGGAGGCUCUCAGAUUUUCAGAGGAAGGGGACUCCGGAAAUACUUUCAACAGCAAAGGACCGAUGACGAACAAUUUCCUCAGAGACAAUGCGCAACAAAUUACCAACAACGCCCGUAUUGGAACGCAAAAAAUUACUUCCGUUGUUUACAAGCAGAAGGAAAACUUCAGCUUCCGGAAACCAGUGGGAGCCUGUCUCGGUCAGGCACCCCAUAUCGGCCCGGAGCUAUUCGUCGGGCGUAACCCUGAGCUCGAUCAGAUGAAAAGAAUUUUAGAACCAGAGGAUAAUCCUCGAGAGCAACGCCGUCUAGUUCUCGGUGGUGCGGGUGGCAUGGGCAAAACACAGCUUGCCAUUGCUUACGCAAAACGGUACCGCACCCUUUAUACAUCAAUAUUCUGGCUAAACACAGCAACGGAGACUACCCUCAAGGAUAGUUUUCGAUUAAUUGCCAAAACUAUCUUUGAUAUACAGGACCCUGAUAUUCUUGAGCCGGAUCAAACGAUCAUUCACAUUUGCCGAUGGUUAUCUGACACGGAAAAUACGCAAUGGCUAUUAAUCUUUGACAACUACGAUGACCCAAACCAGUUUAAAAUUGAGCAAUAUUACCCUCUUGCCUCCCAUGGGGCCAUUAUUGUUACUACACGACGUCCAGAUCUCGUUUCCGGAAAGACUGUUCAGAUACAGCCUCUUAAGGACAUUAGGGACAGCCUUAUAAUACUGCAAACCAGGUCCCAGAGGCAAAACACUACGUCAGACUCUCAUGCAAAACGACUAGCAGAGCGACUAGAUGGCCUUCCACUAGCGUUGGCUACUGCCGGGGUAUACCUUCGAUACAGCUCCUUUACUUUCGAGAGAUAUCUCCAAGAGUACGAGAAACGCUGGAAUAUCGAUUCAUGCAGGCCACCCACGCUCGAGGAGUAUCAGAAUCGCACGCUCUAUACCACCUGGGAUCUGUCGUAUGCUGCUCUAGGAAGGGAGGAUCUAGACGCAGCCAAACUACUAAAGUUGCUAGCUUACUUCGAUAAUCAAAACAUUUGGCGCGAGCUUCUGUGUGCUGGUUUAACUGAUAACACUCCGAGUUGGUUGCGUGGAGUUCUUGACGACGUUGCCUUCGACGGUGCGAUGGGAACGCUGGCAAAGUACUGCUUCUUGGAAGCCCAGACUGGGGAUGCUCAAACGCAGCUAGGGCUAUGGAGCAUGCAUUCCUGCGUGCACGACUGGACAUUGGCUACACUCAAUAAAGAUAUUGACGCGGAGCAGUAUUGGUACACUUUUGACUGUGUCGCUGAAGCUAUUGGUUCAGUUGAUGAUUUUGAGACUUUGAAUCACCUUUCUCAUGCUCGCUUGGCUGCUCACGCAACACGGCUAGUACAUCAGCGCUUCCUCCAAAACGAUCUCAUAGACAACAUUGCUAUCGGCCGGUUUAAGGGAGCAGUAAAAAUUGCAGUACUGCUUCGAGAGCAGGUACAGCUUGUGGCUGCAGAGCACGUGAAUCAACGCGUGCUUCGAGGAUACCAGAAGGCGUUUGGUGCUAAUCAUACAUCAACACUCAAUAUAAAGCAGGGUAAGCUAGUUAAGGCCGAAGAUAUAUAUCAGCGCGCGCUACAAGGAUACCAAAAGGCAUUGGGUGCUGACUAUAUAUCAAUACUCAAUAUGGUAAAUAACUUAGGCAAUCUUUAUCAGAAGCAGGGCAAGCUAGCUAAGGCUGAGGAUAUGUAUCAGCGCGCUCUAAAAGGAAAGGAGAAGGUCUUAGGCAAUCUUUAUCAGAAGCAGGGCAGGCUAGCUAAGGCUGAGGAUAUGUAUCAGCGCGCUCUGCAAGGAAAGGAGAAGGUGUUAGGUGCUGACCAUAUAUCAACACUCAAUACAGUUAAUCACUUGGGCAAUCUUUAUCAGAAGCAGGGCAGGCUAGCUAAGGCUGAGGAUAUAUAUCAACGCGCUCUGCAAGGAUACCAGAAGGCGCUUGGUCAAGAACAGGUCAAAACUUUUGUCCCUGCGCUUGAUAUCCACGGGAAUCUUGGCUUACUAUACAAACGACAAGGGCGGAAAGAUGACGCUAAGGUAGCCUAUCUUGUAGUACUACAGGGGAUUGGAACUGUUUUUGGAACUUCAGACAAGCGGUAUCAAAAGGUCACGGCUCUUCUAUCUGCGCUAGGUAGUUGA